CCCUCUUUCCUCUCCUUCCCCUCGCCGCCUGCCCAUCCGCGUUGCUUCCCGCAAGUUCGCUCUCCACCGCCCAGUCUCGUGUCUUUCUCUCGAUCAUCUCUCAUCUCGAUCUCUGUUUCUCUCUUUCGCUGCUCGUCCGUCGCCACGCUUUCUGCCUCCCUGUCAACGCGAUCCAAUUCAUCACACCAUGAGAGGCGAGGUCUGCCAUAUUCAUAUCGGCCAGGCUGGCACCCAGCUCGGUAACAGUGCUUGGGAAUUGUACCUGCUCGAACAUGGAUUGAAGGCUGAUGGUCGCCCUGACCCUGAGGCCAGCGACAUUGGCGAAGCCGGCUCCUUCGGAACCUUCUUCACUGAGACCGGAAGCGGUAAAUAUGUCCCACGAUCUAUCUUCGUCGACCUGGAUCCAUCUCCCAUCGAUGAGAUCCGCACUGGCCAAUACCGACAGCUCUUCCACCCUGAGAUGUUGAUCAGUGGAAAGGAGGAUGCUGCUAACAACUAUGCUCGUGGCCACUACACAAUUGGAAAGGAACUGGUUGAGAGCGUCAUCGAUCGCAUUCGUCGCGUUGCCGACAACUGCUCGUCCCUUCAAGGUUUCUUGAUCUUCCACUCCUUUGGCGGUGGUACCGGUUCUGGUUUCGGUGCUCUCCUUUUGGAGCGCCUUUCCACCGACUAUGGCAAGAAGUCCAAGCUUGAAUUUGCUGUCUACCCGGCUCCUCGUCUCUCCACUGCCGUCGUCGAGCCAUACAACGCCGUCCUCUCUACGCACAGCACAAUCGAAAACUCUGACUGCACCUUCCUUGUCGACAACGAGGCCGUCUACGAUAUCUGCCACCGCAACCUAGACAUUCCUCGCCCCGGUUACGAGCACCUUAACCGUCUCAUCGCCCAGGUUGUCAGCUCCAUCACCUCUAGCUUGCGUUUCGACGGUGCUUUGAACGUCGAUUUGAAUGAAUUCCAAACCAACUUGGUGCCGUAUCCUCGUAUUCACUACCCUCUGAUCAGCUAUGCUCCAGUUGUCUCCAGCAACCGCAGCUCUCACGAGAGCUUCAAGGUUCAUGACUUGACCUUCCAAUGCUUCGAGCCCAACAACCAAAUGGUCGUCUGCGAUCCCCGCAACGGAAAGUACAUGGCUGUUGCCCUCCUCUACCGUGGUGAUGUCGUGCCCCGCGACUGCAAUGCUGCUAUUGCUUCGCUCAAGGCCAAGACAUCGUUCAACUUGGUUGAAUGGUGCCCAACUGGAUUCAAGCUUGGCAUCAACUUCCAGAAACCAAUGCGCGUUCCCGGAGGCGAGCUCGCCCCUGUUGACCGCUCCGUCAGCAUGCUUUCCAACACAACUGCUAUCGCCGAAGCCUGGAGCCGUCUUGACCACAAGUUCGACCUCAUGUACUCCAAGCGUGCUUUCGUUCAUUGGUACGUUGGUGAGGGUAUGGAAGAAGGUGAAUUCUCUGAGGCCCGUGAAGACCUUGCUGCCUUGGAGAAGGACUACGAGGAAGUCGCCAGCGACAGCUUGGAGGCUGAGGUUGACGAUGGCGUUGAGUACUAAGCAUGAUCAUGAUAACCCACUUUGUCCGUCUCUUGUUUGGGAGCCCGCCUUUUUACUCCAGAAUACUUUGAUUUUUUGCUUUGUCAGAGACGAUAAAGUUGAUAUCCAGUACAAACAUUUGAUAAUUUCACCUUGAUGAAAAAGCAAUCCGUACGUAAUUUUAAUACUCUGCGGUU
This is a messenger RNA of Coccidioides posadasii C735 delta SOWgp, 1719 nucleotides long. RefSeq lists its product as uncharacterized. NCBI's taxonomy places the organism in Eukaryota, Fungi, Ascomycota, Eurotiomycetes, Onygenales, Onygenaceae. The record is from RefSeq and is a predicted model, not a curated record. Gene Ontology annotation, biological process: microtubule cytoskeleton organization; mitotic cell cycle. Gene Ontology annotation, cellular component: cytoplasm; microtubule. Gene Ontology annotation, molecular function: structural constituent of cytoskeleton; GTP binding.